AUGGACUCUGAAAAUGGGACUGGGCAGGAGACUCAGAGAUAUCCUGAACAGCAGGUUAGGGAUUAUCAGGAAGAAAUUAGAAUUGAUGGGUUAUUGAGAGAAGGUAUUUUGAAGAAGCAUAGGCACCUAGCUAGCAUCGACGGCUGGGGCACAGACCAAGAAGCUGAAAAGAGGUCAAUCGAAGCUUAUAUAAGAGAUGUGUGCUGGAAGGAAAGAAAUAAAGAAGGAGACAACCGUACUUAUAAGAUUGUGUAUGUAUCCAAUAUUAGGCGCAGGGAUUAUAGAAAGAUGUGAAAGGACUUUGUGAGUAGGCAGAAGGCAGUCUUGUUUGAGACGUUUCAAGAACCUACAAGGUUUAGGCAGAUGAUGGUGGUGAAGAGUUUUAUAAGUAAUAUUCAUUCUGUAGUGAAUUUGCAGGUUAAGGAUUUGACUAUACAUUGUAAAUUUUUUGUUCAUAUGCUUUUGAGUGGAGUCAACCUUGAGAUGAUAAAAAUAGAUGAUUGAGUUAUUAAAGGACCUAUACUUGCUAUUCCUUUUGUAAGAAGAAAAUAUAGUUUGAAAAUCAUAGCCGUAAAUUGGAAUAAAAUAUAUUCACUUGAAGAGGCGACAUCAAGCCCUGAUUAUUAUGAUCACAUUCUAGGGAAUAUCAGCUUAUGUCCUUGAGCACAGACUCUUCAUCAGAUAACAAUCCAAGGGGCUUAUACUCCACUGGAGAUCACACAAUUCCUCAAAGAAAAAUAUCCUCACAUCCCCAUCAACUUUGUACACUGUCUCAAUUAUUACAAUAUCCAUAAAUUUCAACUUUCAUAAUCCAACAA
This is a messenger RNA of Moneuplotes crassus, 818 nucleotides long. The record is from the annotation of a GenBank genome assembly. Lineage: Eukaryota; Ciliophora; Spirotrichea; Euplotida; Euplotidae.